Messenger RNA from Capsicum annuum, 2441 nucleotides. RefSeq lists its product as uncharacterized. The coding region runs from base 1457 to 1969 and encodes 170 amino acids. The record is from RefSeq and is a predicted model, not a curated record. The transcript has 2 exons. Lineage: Eukaryota; Viridiplantae; Streptophyta; Magnoliopsida; Solanales; Solanaceae.
CAUUUUGUGGAAAAUUGAUUCCAUCAAACUCAAGGUGUUUCUUUUUUCCAAUUCUUGACUUGAAAGUCUUCGCCAGUCUUUCUCUCCCCUCUAAAAAUCAAAUUGAUUAUAAUCAGAGUUAAUAGUCCAAAUGGGCACACAACUAAGUGAAAAGAAUGAGGAAAGACCUGUAGCUAUGGUUCUUUAUCCACACAAGGAAAGAGCUAAACACUUGAUAUCAAAUCGCAAUCAAUGUGCUACCAUAUCACAAGGAUUUCCUCAAUCAAGAUUUAUUCCAUAAUAGUUCCUCAAUAUCCUCCUGAUUGUUAGAACCAAAUCAGGAGGAUACUAAUCAAUUUUUUGUUGCCUUUUUUAUCUCUCGUGAAUUUUUGUAUAUAUAGGUUCUCAUUGUAAGUAAAAUAAAAAUAGAGAAUGCAAUACAAAGUUUGAAUUGCAAUUCUAAGAAAGCUUUCUUUGUAUCAGAGCAACACGAGAGAUUAAGUCGAUGGCCUCUUCCGCUCGUAUCACCACUGAACCUGAACUUACUCUACAAGUUCUUCAUCAGUGUUCCAGCCUCAUUUCUCUGAAACUUGAUAGCUUUAAUUAUCUUCCAUGGCGAUCUCAGAUGGAUCCAUUGAUUAAAAGUUUAGACAUGGCAUAUCAUUGAGCUAGCAAAGGAGAUUACCAAAGAUGAUGGGAAAGCUGAUCCAAAUCCAAAUUAUAUUCGCUGGGCAAAGAAUGAUGGUUUAUUGAAGGCCUGGCUGCUAAGGAACAUUGAAACAGAGGUACUGAUUGCCCUUGAAAAUAAAACCCCAGCUUACAAGGUAUGGAAAUCUAUUGAAGAACAAGUUCUUUCUCAUAAUAUAGAAAAAGAAAUGAUGCUUGAUAAUAUCUUAAUGACCUUAAAAAAGGGAAGUUCCUCACUAGAUGAAUAUCUUAAGAAAUUCAAGAGCGUUUGUGAUAGUCUUGCAGCAAUCAAGAAACCAGUAAAUGAAACAAAAAAGGUGUUUCAGUUGGCUAGAGGUCUUGGACCAAGAUACCAGGACUUCCGAACUGCUAUGCUAACUAAACCACCUUAUGUCACUUAUCAUCAGUUUGUUCUAUCCUUGCAAGACUAUGAACAGAUACUUAAUAACAACAACAAAGAAAAAGAAAGCAUGUUACGCCAUGACCAAGCCUUUAUCAGCAAAGAGGACGAGGAUGGGGUCGAGGCGGAGGCAGAUUCAGUUCUAGAGGCAGAGGAUUCAAUCCAGUAGCAAGGUACAAUCCAAACUCUCACCAAAACUCUAACUUCAGUGACAACAAGAAUGAGCAGAUUGCGAAAAAUGUCCAUUGGAAACAAAACUCGCCUUACCAACAUGGAAAAAACAUUGUGAAAUGUUAAAUAUGUGGAAAGUUCAAUACUGCCCUUAAGUGUUGGAAUCGGUCUGACCAUUCAUUCCAAUCGGAAGACAAUUUACCAAAAGCACUAGCUACGAUGAGUUUGAAAGCUGAAGAAGAUCCAAAUCUGUAUGAAGACUCGGGAGAAACAAGACACAUUUUAAAUGACACAGAUUCAGAUGCGUGGAGAAAGAAAGAGACUGACCUUAUGAUUGAGAAAGGGAGUUCACAUCAAUUGAAAUCCACUAACGAAGAUGGUCCACAGAUUCAAAAAGGGGCAUCAUGUACUCUAUUUGGCGAAGACUAUGUCUCCGAAUCUCAAAAGGAAAAUGAGAAGUCACCUCAGCUAUGCGAUGUGGAGUCAGAAAAUGACACCAUGUUGGAGAUCACUAAUGAAUUGGAAAAUGCGACAGAAAAUAUCGAAACUCAUGCAAUAGAAAAUGAACAACUCAUAGUUGGCAAUGAAGAACCAGAAUCUUUGAGUAGUGGAUAUACAAACUCAGACUACCAUGAUUCUCGAACAAUUGCACAUCAACCUCUUCACGAGUUACCUAAUUUGAAUGAAAAACUAACUUCUACUUCUAACAAUUUAUGUGCAGGUCUAGUGUAAGCCUCAAAAGACACUCCUAUAGUAACUCGAAUAAAGUCGAGGAAUGAUCCAAAAUUAGAUCCUAACCUUGCAAAUGAAACUCAACAAAUUCGAGAAAAAAGAUAUCAACGGGGAAGAAAAUUGCAUCACCGCACCUUCAUCGCAACUACCAGCUUUACAACCCCAAAAUCACACAGAGAUGCCCUUGCCCACUCGCACUAGGAAGAAGCAAUGAAAGAAGAGAUACAAGAACUACAUAAAAAUCACACCUGGACCCUUGUGCCCAGACCAUCAAACACUAAUAUAGUUGGUUCAAAAUGGAUUUAUCUAGUCAAAUUCAAGGAAUAUGGAUCAAUAGAAUGAUACAAAGCUUGUCUAGUUUCACAAGGGUAUACACAAGUGAAAGGCAUAGACUAUGAAGAAACCUAUACUCCAGUUGUAAGAGCUACAACCAUAAGAUUUGUGCUAGCUAUUGCAAUCUCGUCAAGAUGGA